GCCAUUGCUUUGUUCUGUGUUAUGUCAUAAAAAAACAAAAUUAAAUUAAAGUUAAGUGGGUCGCCAUAAGCUGUGGUAAUAAAUAGUGGGUCCCAACUCUAAAAAGUUUGGGAACCACUGACAUAGAGUGUUUUUCAGUUCAUUUUGGAUUAGUUCAAUUUCCAAAAAUUUCUAUCAUUCUGCAAUUCUGUCCUGUUUGAUGAUACAACACUGCCAUAGUAAUGCAUGUCCAUCUCAAAUAUCAUUAUUUAAGCAUAUUUAGAUCAGGUCCAGGGUGACCCAAAAACAGAACCCAUGAAUAUUGUAACUACCGUAUACUUCGAAAAUAGAGAAAAUUUAUUUAAUAUAAUUGUAACUAUAAGUUUCAGUAAUCUUGUAUGCUUUGCACAAAAGUUAUGCUCUAUCUAAAAUAUGUUCCAAAUGGCCGAGGUUCUGUUUUUUGGGACCUGUACUAUCGCAGCUCAAUUCAUUAGGCCUUAUUGAAUUCAUGCCAUUUUGCAAGAAACGUUGCAUCGUUUAUUUUUUGAGGUUUUCUAAUAUUUGAUAUUGUUUAUUUCUAGUCUUUGGACUAAUGUAUUUUGAUGAUUGCUUUGUGACAUAGAAAUAAACAAAUAUGAAUUUGAACAACAAUUCCAAGUUCAAAGAUUUGGAGAAAUUUUUGGCAAAAGUUGAUGAUGUGGAAAGUAUUGUCAAAGGCUUCACAUCAAAAGAUGCAGAUAAACAAAGUAGUGCAAUGACGAAAGCAGAUGAACUUUUGAACAAAGAAUCUUCAACAGGAUUCAACAAAACCAUCAUCAAUAAGGAUGCGUAUAAAAAUGAACAUCCGAAUGGAGGAAUACAUGCAGGACCAACCAUGUCUCAGGACCAAUUCCUCAACGCUUUGGAAGCUGAUGCAAAUACGAGAGCACAAGCUAGAAGAGAGAGGCAUAAGAAAGCGAAUGAAAUGAAAAUGAAGGCAAAUGAUGCUUUCAAAAAUGAAGAAUACAAAACCGCACUAUCAUUGUAUAGUGAAGCUAUAACCGUUGCAAAGGAUCUUACUCCGUUAUAUACAAAUCGUGCGAUGACUCAUAUCAAACUUCAACAAUAUGAUGAGGCGAUCGCUGACUGCGAAAUGGCUCUUCGGGUGGAAUCAACCUGGAUCAAGGCCUAUGUUGUCAAAGGAAAUGCAUUAAAAUUGCAAAAGAAAUAUCCGGAAGCAAUCGAAACGUAUAAAGAAAUACUAACGCAUAAUAAAGACAAAAUGAAAUUGGUUCAAGAUUAUGUCAGUCAAGCUGAGGAAGAGCAAAGGGUUGAAGAACUAGAACAAAAAGCAAAGAAAAGCAUCGAAGAAAAUGUUCCGGCUGCUGAAGGUGUUGCCAAGUUAAUUCAUACCAUUGGCACAAGGCUUGAAAUCAAACAUGAGUCUGAAGAAAAUAUGUUUAGAUAUUAUGCUGGAGGUUUCAGAAUGUUGUCUGCACAGUUAAAAGAUGAUAACUCCAGGACGAUAUUCCGGACAGAAGGUGGAUUCAAGAUACUUGCAGCAAAACCAUAUUUGCGAAAAACACUCCUGGGGAAAGCUUUCGCUUACGGUCAACAAUCUGAUUUUGCGUGUUCUGUACUUCACACAAUACAAUCUGCAUGUUCAAAAUGCCCAGAGAAUACAACUGCAUUUCUUCAAGAACAAUUAAUGUCCGAGAUGAUGAUGAACCUAAUGGAAAGUGACGACAAGCAAGUGAAACGUGCUGCAAUAUGUUGUUUUAUCGAGUUUGCGUCAAAUGAUAAAAUGAUCGACACUGUGUUGGAUAUCUUCAAAGCUACAUGGUUAACAGCAAAUCUUCUAAGCAAAGACACAACCAAGUUGAAGUUAUUAGAGGAAGGAAUUUUGUGCCUAAAUCGAUAUUCUGAGAAUAAAAGGUUUCGACAAGAUGUUGUGCCAGAAUUCGAUGCAUUGGUGCUUCAAGUUUUCAAAAAGUUUAUUGAUGAAAUAGCUCAUAAUCGAAGGAAAGAAAUACCAAAAUGUAUUCAAUGUUUAUGUACGUUUGCAAAAAAUAAAAUGAUAUGUCAACAAGUAUCAUCUAAUGAUGCUUUCUGGGAAAGUCUACUUUCAUGUAUUGAUCGUUGUAUACAUGUAAUGGAACCCAGUUCAUACAGAGAUGAUAUUCUAUCAAAAAUGAUGGAUAUUACAGAGAUGCUAUUGCUUCAUUCCAAUGAUUCUACAAGUAAAAUUUCACCAAGAUUAGCAGUUUGUAUUCAACCUCUCCUCAAUCAUGGAAAAGAACAUCUUGUAGUGAAAACCAUGACUGUUAUUACGAGAUGUUUGGAACGAUCGAAGGAAGCUGUGAAAAGUUUUCAGUCGUCUUCUGGAUUGGUGUUCAUUAAAAAGAUUUAUAAAUCUAUGAAGAGUGAAGACAUUAUUAUGAGAACAUAUGCAUUGAAGAUUAUGUGUCACUGUGGACAGACUGAUCCCACUCUCCUCAAAAAUGUACCAAAAUUUGAUAAAAGAUAUAAUGCCAUCAGAAAAAUUCUGAGUUUGGAAGAAAAUGAAGCUGAUGUCAUGAAUCAGGGAAUGGCUGCACUUUUAUUAGGAUGUUUGUCACAGUUACCUGGUGGAAUGGAUCCUUUGGUUGAUUACAAAGAGGAAGCCUCCAAUGUUGUUAAACAUAUGUUGGAAUUGUGCAGAUAUUCAAAAAAUAACAAUACAAGAUACAACUGUGUCAUUGCUGUCGGAAAAAUGGCAAGCAAUGAUGGAAGGAUACUUGGGGAAGUUCGAAGAUUCGAUGGAAUUAACAUAUUGUCCAAAAAUAAACCACCCCAUGUUUAGUGAUUUUUUUUAUUGUGUGUUAUUAAUUUUUUACUUCAAAUAUUUAUUUUAGUACAAUGUUUUGUGUAGUGUUUUUUAGUUUUAUACUUGUGUACGUUUGGUACUUAAUAUUUGUGAUGUAGUGUCACUGUAUAAUUCUGUAUUUAAAAUCAAAUUGUUCCACAAAAUAUAGAUUCUAUUUCAGUUUCUA
This is a messenger RNA of Styela clava, 2990 nucleotides long. RefSeq names its product tetratricopeptide repeat protein 12-like. Gene Ontology annotation, molecular function: protein binding. Gene Ontology annotation, biological process: sperm axoneme assembly; axonemal dynein complex assembly. Gene Ontology annotation, cellular component: cytoplasm; centrosome. Lineage: Eukaryota; Metazoa; Chordata; Ascidiacea; Stolidobranchia; Styelidae. The record is from RefSeq and is a predicted model, not a curated record.